AGGUUGUCAAGGGGAAUCUACCAUGUCUCCUAAAAUGCUCCACAUUGCUCUGUGUGCUGUAUUGCUUACAGGGGUUUUAGGAGCACCAUUUGCCUCCGAAGAAGAAGCCAAUCAAUUUUUGCGUCUUAAGAGACAAACACCAUAUUCUCACAGCUAUUGGGACCCAAGUAGCAGCCAGAAUGCCUGGGGCUACACUCUGGCUGAACAGGCUAGUGAAUCCUGGACUGCACUGAGGACGACCGCACAGUAUUACAUGGAUCUGGGAUCUUUUGCAUUUGAUGCCGACACAGCCAGGGACCACAUUAGAUCGUAUAUGGAUAUGUUACGGCAAUCUGGUGCUCAUCUCCAGCAGCAGACAGGAGAAUGGAACUGAACAGACACAUUCUGUAAAAGUGUCCAUGUACCAGACUGUACAGUGGAGAUAUUUGUCCAGACUAAGGAUGAACAGUCAGAGCCUAAAGUCGAUUGCUUGCGUCAGCUGGACUUUUACGAAAAUAUUAGCACCUGAGACAAACAUUUAUCUCUUGGACAUUCAAGCAUUCAUUGAGCUGUCAGAAAUAUCGCCCUCCUGUGCUCAAAUUACAGGGAAGCCAGAGGGGGUCUGACCCCCUUACCUUUUGUAAUGUCCCCUUAGCUAUUGUUUUUAGAAGGCUAAGAGAGGGUUAAGAGUUGGCUAAAUCAUGUUCAUUGUCUGAUUGUCCUCCGUUUUAAUAUUUGUAAGCCACUUUGGGUGUUAUUUUAAUUAUGAAAAGGUGGUGUAUACAUAUAACAAACAAUAAGUGAAUAAAUGAAAUGGGGGAA
Molecule: messenger RNA, 801 nt
Organism: Hemicordylus capensis (graceful crag lizard)
Lineage: Eukaryota; Metazoa; Chordata; Lepidosauria; Squamata; Cordylidae
Gene: C3H3orf85
Product: chromosome 3 C3orf85 homolog
Exons: 4
Coding region: 23-373 (116 amino acids)
Source: RefSeq, a predicted model, not a curated record